Williopsis jadinii is the source of this 2073-nucleotide messenger RNA. RefSeq names its product mitogen-activated protein kinase kinase kinase STE11 (gene STE11). Lineage: Eukaryota; Fungi; Ascomycota; Saccharomycetes; Phaffomycetales; Wickerhamomycetaceae. Gene Ontology annotation, biological process: protein phosphorylation. The coding region runs from base 283 to 2073 and encodes 596 amino acids. Gene Ontology annotation, molecular function: ATP binding; protein binding; protein kinase activity. The transcript is spliced from 3 exons. The record is from RefSeq and is a predicted model, not a curated record.
GGGGAGCCUGUGCUGCCUGGCUGGGCUGCUGGCUGGCUUCUUCUGCUUGGUUUGAGCUCAUCUUGUGUGUGUUGUGUGUGUUGUUUGCUUUGCAGUGGGGGCUAAGCAGGAGCCGUCAAAAUUGGAGGCCGCUAGAUUUUAUACCCUCUGCCUGGCGUUGAAAAGGCAACACCGCCAAACACUGCCAAACACUGCCAAACAUCGCCAAACAUCGCCAAACACCGCCAAACAUCGCCAAACACCGCCAAACACCUGCCAAACAACACAGCCCAGUCUCACCGUAUGGAAGUGUCCGAACAACUCAGCACCUGGCUAAAGGACCUUCACCUUGAAGAGUACGCCGCGCAGUUUAACCAACACGGCAUCGACUAUGAGCGGUUGAAGUACUGCGAUGGCGAUGUGCUGAGAGAUAUCGGCAUAUCCAAGAUCGGUGAUCGCAUCAGGAUUCAAACCGCCAUUGCCAAACUGAACACGCUGAAGUUCGAACUGAAGGUGCAGAACAAGUUCAAACUGGCCGAGCCUCCUCUGAAAGGCAAGUCUCUGGUGUGCUUCAUCCUCCAGAACGGGAGUACCGUGAGGAUGAACGUGAGCGGUUGCUUCAACGCCGCGUCGAUAAAGAGAAGGUUGAUCAAGCAUUUGGGAAUCCAGGCACAGCCGGAGUCCUACGAAACGUAUCUGUCCGAUGCCAAAGGUGACGUUCGCUCGCUGUUCGACGUUGAGCUCGUCACAAUCUGCCAUUCUGUUGAUCGCAUAGAGAAGCAGAGGAUCCUGUUCUGCGCUAAGACUGAAGCUCCGAGCCCAGAGGCCAUAGCGGUGGCUCAGCAGUUCAUUGCGCAAGAACCGAAGCAGAGAACAGUACAACAUGACAAGUUCAGAUCCAUCUUUGGACAGAGGCCGUCAUCCCAACUCAUCUCUACGAAUAUAUCGCAGUACUUCCCGGAGUCCAAGCAGUUGGAGAAGACCAUCCGAAACUCUGUGAGGUAUUCGAUGCGUGUGCCAAAUAACCGUUCUUCGACAAUUGGCGACUUUAUCAUCGAUAACACGACGAAGAAAGAAAUGGCCAGGUUCUCCGUUGCGGACUCUCUUAACUUGGCCUCAAGCAUGGAGCAGCAAAAGCAGAGGUUCUCUAUAAGUACGCUGGAGUCUGAUCGAACAUCAACUAUCCAGCUUCUGGAUACCGAUUCGGAAGACGAUGAGGAAGAUGAAACUGAAGGGGAAAUCAGUGCAUCCAUGGCCCCGGCUCAGAAUGGCUCUCCUUUCAAAUGGCUCAAGGGAUCGCGUAUUGGUUCAGGCUCAUUUGGAACGGUUUAUCUCGGUAUGAACUCUUUAACGGGUGAGUUGAUGGCUGUUAAGCAGGUUGAGCUCAACCCAUUGGUUGGGAAAGAUAAGGAUCCACAGAUACAUGGCAAAAUAGUUGAGUCUUUCCAAAUGGAGAUGAAGCUGUUGUCAGAAUUACACCACGAUAACAUUGUGACGUAUCUAGGAUCGAGCACCGAUAACAACAACCUGAACAUCUUCCUGGAAUAUGUUCCAGGAGGCUCCAUCAACUCCAUGCUCACGAACUACGGGCCCUUUGAAGAGCCGUUGGUGAGAAAUUUCACUAGACAGAUCCUCAUCGGACUGAACUACUUACACUCCAAGAGCAUCAUCCACAGAGACAUCAAAGGCGCCAACAUCCUCAUCGACAUCAAGGGUGAGGUCAAGAUCUCUGAUUUCGGCAUAUCCAAGAAGCUAUCGCCGUCAAAUCAAGAGAAGAGGGCAUCUCUGCAAGGCUCCGUGUACUGGAUGGCUCCGGAAGUGGUGAAACAGAUCGCCACCACACCGAAGUGUGACAUCUGGUCCAUGGGAUGCCUUCUCAUCGAGAUGUUCACGGGAAAGCACCCAUUCCCAAACUUCUCCCAGAUGCAAGCAAUAUUCAAGAUCGGAACCCAUACCGUGCCAGAGAUUCCAAAGUGGUGUUCUGACCAAGCACGGGACUUCCUCGAGCGCACUUUCACCAUUGAUUACAAGGAGAGACCCGGUGCUGCCACGCUGCUCGACCACGAGUUCCUAGAGUCCUUACUUAUCAAAUAA